GGACAUGUUCAUAAGUAGAUUAGGAACAAACAAGGGCAGGAUCACAGCUACGCCAGAUGAAGUGAUUGCGGUUCUGGGUGAGAUAGCAGCGCUCAACAACACCUAUGUGCUUCGUUGGGUACUGCAGCGGCUGCGGAACUUCUCGCCCGGUAGGACGGUCGAGCCACAGUACAUCCGAUGCCUGCUGGACUUGCCGGUGAGUAGCAAAACCGCCGUGGCGGAUAGUUUCCACCUACACGUGCAGCUGUUCAAACUAUGCAUCAGAUCGAACUGGGAGCAGGAGGCAUACCAAGUGAUCCUGUCUCUACGCGAGAAGCAGAUGGUUCCUACCAUCCACAUGAUAAAUGAGCUACUCGAUGUGUAUGUCAACUUGUCGUCGCAA
Sphaeroforma arctica JP610 is the source of this 382-nucleotide messenger RNA. RefSeq lists its product as hypothetical. The record is from RefSeq and is a predicted model, not a curated record. NCBI's taxonomy places the organism in Eukaryota, Ichthyosporea, Ichthyophonida. The transcript is spliced from 2 exons. The annotation marks the transcript as partial.